Messenger RNA from Uloborus diversus, 1350 nucleotides. RefSeq names its product protein pelota-like (gene pelo). The record is from RefSeq and is a predicted model, not a curated record. Gene Ontology annotation, cellular component: cytoplasm. Lineage: Eukaryota; Metazoa; Arthropoda; Arachnida; Araneae; Uloboridae. The transcript is spliced from 11 exons. Bases 70 to 1227 code for a protein of 385 amino acids. Gene Ontology annotation, biological process: nuclear-transcribed mRNA catabolic process, no-go decay; nonfunctional rRNA decay; ribosome disassembly.
UUUCGAACAGAAUAUUUUUUCUAUGCUAAGUCAGAAGUAAAUAUGAUUACGUAGUUACAGCUCAAAAUCAUGAAGUUAUUACACAAAUAUGUUGAAAAAGACGGUAGUGGGUCUGUGACCCUAAUGCCUGAAGAAGCUGAAGAUAUGUGGCAUGCCUACAACUUGAUAGCUGUUGGAGAUAGUUUAAGAAGUACUACAAUCAGGAAAGUUACUACUGAAUCUGCCACGGGCAGUACAGGCAGCAAUCGAGUUCGUACGAUGUUGACUAUUUCAGUUGAAGAUAUUGAUUUUGAUACUCAAGGGUGCAUGCUUCGAGUCAAAGGAAGAAAUAUUCAAGAAAACCAGUAUGUCAAAAUGGGAGCAUAUCAUACUUUAGACCUGGAACUUAAUCGAAAAUUUACCCUCUUAAAAGCUCAUUGGGAUACUAUUGCUCUUGAAAGAAUUGAUUUGGCAUGUGACCCUGCUCAGCAUGCAGACUUAGCUGCAAUUGUAAUGCAAGAAGGGCUAGCUCAUGUUUGCUUAGUUACUGCAAAUAUGACUCUAGUUCGAGCAAAAAUUGAUGUAAAUAUACCAAGAAAACGGAAAGGAAUGUGUGCUCAGCAUGAUAAAGGACUAACUAGGUUUUUUGAGAGUGUGUAUCAAGCAUUAGUGAGGCACGUUAGUUUUGACAUUGUCAAAUGUGUUCUUAUUGCAAGUCCUGGUUUUGUGAAGGAUCAAUUCUAUGAAUAUGUUUUCCAACAAGCUGCUAAAACAGACAAUAAAACGUUGCUGGAAAAUAAGGGAGUGUUCGUUUUAGUUCAUGCUUCUUCUGGUUUCAAACAUGCACUGAAAGAAGUUUUGAGUGAUCCGACAAUAGCACACAAACUGGCAGAUACGAAAGCUGCGGGGGAAGUCAAAUGCCUUGACCAAUUUUAUACAACUUUGAUGAAUGAACCAAGUAAAGCUUUCUAUGGCCUGAAACAUGUACAAAAGGCGAAUGAAUCCCAAGCUAUUGAUACACUACUGAUAAGUGAUAAGUUAUUUAGAUGCAAUCAUGUUGCAAAAAGAAAACUGUAUGUAGACUUAGUAGAUAGUGUGCGAGACAGUGGAGGUGAAGUAAAAAUGUUUUCAAGUCUACAUCCAUCUGGUGAACAACUGGAUCAAUUGACAGGUAUUGCAGCCAUACUUCGAUUCCCAAUGGAUGAAUUGGAAGAUGAUAACUCUUCUAGUGAUACUAAUGAUGAUUGAUUUUGAAAAAUCUUAUGCAAAAAUUAUGUACAUUGUGACAUGUCCUAAAAAAUGAAUAUGGCAUUUAUUUAUUGAACUGUAUAUAAAUUUCUAAACAAUUUAAAGUUUGUGUCCUUAUUUUAA